This is a messenger RNA of Pseudophryne corroboree (corroboree frog), 4405 nucleotides long. RefSeq names its product MINDY lysine 48 deubiquitinase 1 (gene MINDY1). The record is from RefSeq and is a predicted model, not a curated record. Bases 805 to 2388 code for a protein of 527 amino acids. Lineage: Eukaryota; Metazoa; Chordata; Amphibia; Anura; Myobatrachidae. Gene Ontology annotation, cellular component: cytosol; cell periphery. Gene Ontology annotation, molecular function: cysteine-type carboxypeptidase activity; K48-linked deubiquitinase activity; cysteine-type deubiquitinase activity. Gene Ontology annotation, biological process: protein K48-linked deubiquitination. The transcript is spliced from 10 exons.
UACAGUGCGAGCUCCGCUCUCCGGGCGUCCAGGCUCCGCUCUACCACACAGCCCGUAGCCUUCAGCUGGAUGCAGCCCGGAGAAUAAUAACUUUCCCGGGAUAUAAACAGGACCCGGCCGGGAGCGCAGCCUGGUGGAGCCACAGGGGCCCCUGACAGCGAGAGAGCGGCCCAGCGCAAGCGCCGGCCCCCACACCACAUCGGAGAGCGCUUACAUCUCAAACGCCCGUCCUUCCUCCAUGCAUUCACUGCAAGACGUAGACUGCCAGCACUGAAGCUUCAAAACUCCCAGCGCCCCCGCCGGGAAACCAGCAGAUGGGAUCUCCUUGAGCUGAGCAUCCUGCGCUUGAGAAAAUGCAUUUUAUAUAAAUAUUUUGUACCUUUCCAGAUCCGUGCAGAGAUCUCCCACCUCCUGCAUAUUAAUUUAUGCUUCGCUAAUUAUCCAUUUCCAGUUGGCUACUUUUUAAUGGUUUUCUUUAAUGGUAUUUAUUUUUCUAGCCUGCGUUGACAGCAGCGUGUGAAUCUCGCACAUAAAGUACACUGGACCUUUAAGUAAUAAGCCAGUCACCUGGGAAGGGCACCCACCCCCCACCAGUACGUGGUAUAAGAUAAAAUAUUACCCCACGUUGACCUGAUGCGUUUUUGAAAAGUAAUUUAAAAAAUAUAUUUAUAUUUUUUUUGACAGACGACUUUUCUGGUCGGAUUAAUCUUCGUUUAUACAACUUUUCUAUAUAGUGUAUUUGUACGUUUCUGAAGCUUUGGAGGGAGUGUUUUGUUUCCCGUAUAACUGAGAACCGCUAGACUUAUGGAGCCCACUGUAAACGAAUGCAGAAUGGAUCAGGGUGAAGAAGUAAAUGUCGCCUCGCCGCAGCCAGAUAAAUGUCAGGUUCCCAGUCCUGAAAAUGAAGCCGCCAAUGGCGAGCGAGCAGACGUAAAAAUGAUGGAAACCGAGGCUGGAAACCAGGAGGAGAGGCCCUUCGAUGUGUCCGAUACAACGUCUAGGAAAGGUACGGAGAUGUCCGAUCAGUGUGAAGCCUCCGCCUCUAGCGCCGACAGCAAGGCCAGUGACUCGCAAUCCGAUAGAGAAGCGGAGGACAGCAACUCGCAGUCCGUUCUGGACUCCUGCAGAGCAAACCAGCUGUCCACAUCUAUCGACUCCGAGCAACCCGAGAGCAACCGGCCUUCAGUCGACAACUCCAUGACGGACCCCUCGCUGCAGAACCUGCUGUGCUCUAGUGCCAGCGUCAGCCCUUGCGAAGAGGCCUCAGAAGCCGGCGCCUCCAAGUCGCCAGACAAGGAGGUGGCGGAGGCGGACUAUUACUUUGUGAAGUGGAUAAACUGGAAAGGAGAGCGGACGCCGGUAAUUACCCAGAGCGAGAACGGCCCGUGUCCUCUGCUGGCUAUCAUGAACAUCCUCUUUUUACGCUGGAAGGUAAAACUCCCACCGCAGAAGGAAGUGAUCACCUCGGAGGAGCUGAUGGCCCAUCUGGGGGAUUGUGUACUGUCUAUUCAGCCACAGGAAAACUCGGAGGCGCUGCAGCUUAACUUCCAGCAGAACGUAAAUGACGCCAUGACUGUGCUGCCCAAGCUCUCUACGGGACUGGAUGUCAACGUGCGGUUCACGGGAGUGUCUGACUUUGAGUACACGCCGGAGUGCAUUGUAUUCGAUCUUCUGAAUAUCCCGCUGUACCACGGCUGGCUGGUGGAUCCUCAGAACUCUGAGACUGUUGAAGCUGUUGGGAAACUGAGUUAUAACCAACUGGUGGAGAAAAUUAUAACCUGCAAGCACUCGAGUGACCCCAACCUGGUCACUGAAGGCCUCUUGGCAGAACAGUUCCUGGAAUCCUCGGCAGCGCAGCUGACAUACCACGGCCUGUGUGAGCUCAUGGCCGCCGUCAAGGAGGGGGAGCUCAGUGUCUUCUUUCGCAACAAUCACUUCAGCACGCUUAUAAAGCACAAGGGCCACCUAUAUCUGCUGGUCACCGACCAGGGCUUCCUGCAGGAGGAGAAGGUGAUCUGGGAGAGCCUUCACAACGUGGAAGGGGACAGCUGUUUCUGCGACUCCGACUUCCACCUGACGCAGCACCUGGAGAAGGACGCCUCCUUCGGCAGCCCCCAGCAGCUGCAGCAGCGACAAGUGGACCAGGAUUACAUGAUCGCUCUGUCGCUGCAACAGCAGCAGCAGGGGCCUCUGCCUAUGAGCGACCUAGAGCUGGCCCAGCAGCUGCAGCAGGAGGAGUACCAGCAGCAGCAACAACAACAACAGCAGCAGCCUCCACCCGAGGCCCCUCCGCAGUCUCCCCAGCAGGCAAGGCCCCAGACUUCCGGCCGGCCGUCCUCUGAGCGCAGGCAGCGACAGAAGCAGGAUUCUGACUGCGUUCUACUAUAGCCUGCCUCUGCACACUGGGCGAUGGAAUGCAGGGUACCUCCACAAGGGGGCGCAGCACAAACACCUUACCCCUUUAUUCUACAAGCAGAUGCUUUUGAAUCAGCUCAAUCCCUAUGCUGAGUUUCUACGAUUCUCCGGAUCCUGUUGUUUUGUUUUUUUCUAAGCACUUACAGCGUGUGUGACUUUUCCUUGUAAUACAAUAGCUGGGAGAGAUUCUGAGCACCACUUAAGGCCACUCCGGCUGUUUCGUAUCUUUUCUUUGCUUUUUGUAUCAGUACAGUAAAUAUUUUAAAGGACCUCUUCUUCUUCUUCGUCUAGGCUCUGACAAAAAAAAAAAAAAAAACUUUCUUAAUGUGGGGAGAAGUUCAUCUUAAAUCACGCGGCACCGUGGCGGAGUCCAAUCACUCGGCCAUUAUAACGUCAGAAUUUAAAGGGCUACAUGUUAUUACUUUCACGGUUUGCCAGUCCUGUUACUCAGCGCUCCGACAGAUCGGUUGAAUAUCCCCCAGUAAAAGUUAUUUCUGUUCCUGUGUGUGUAAAAAGUGAUCUGAGGUCACUCUCUUUAAAUGUUUUUCAUGUUAUUUUCUGUUUUUUCUUUUCUAAAUCUAUAAAUGUAAUCAUCGUUGUAUCAGUCAGUAUUUCUCUCCAGCUCAGAUGACGGUGACAUCUGGUGUCUGAAGGACAACAUCAUCUAUAAUACAUGUUGUGCUAAUGGGCUACUUCUGAAAAAAAAAAAAAAUUUUAUUUUAAUUCAUACUAAUAAUGUAAUGUCCGUAGUGCAAUUUCAAGACCCAAUCAAAGCACUGGUCUAGUAUUAAGUCCGCUCCUUUUACACGAGCUCCCUCGCCCACCGGCCAAAUACCUUAGGCGACUAAUGUGUAAAACGCAUGACAGCGCCACGAUUUUGAGUAGCGAUAAGAUGACGAGGGACCACGCAGUCUGCAUUUUUAGCCUCUUUAAAUGACGUCUGUAAUCAGCGUAGCGAAGUGGCAGCCGACGGGUACUAGUGACAUCACCGAAGCAGCCAUUUUGUGGUGCCAUACCAAUGUCCAUGAGAAGGCAGAAAUUUUAUUCAUGGAACGCCGUGGGGACCUCGUAAUUCAUAGGGCUCUCUGGUCAGGCUCACAAAAAAUGGCUGCCGUGUGCGUGAUUGCGCAGUACACCUGCACGUACCUCCACUUUGUAUCAUAUAGAAUUAUUUGCUAUUGUUUUGAUCUAUAAUUUAUAACCAGUUCUGCAUGGAACUGUUCUUUUUAUUUCAUCGUAAGAGGGAUGGCGUGUGCCCCCUAAGAUAAUGAUCCCACCAACAAGUUACCAUGCACAAGUCUUGUAUAUUGAUCUGCUAUGAGGAAGUGUUCGAUAUAAAAACCGGAGGCCGUGAUGAUCCAUGUGCCGGCGGCAUAUACCUUAUCAUCAGUAUCCCUUUCAUAAAUCUCCUUUGUGGUUCGUAUAGACCCUGACGUCCGGCUGCUGCGACAGAUGAGAUCCCCUCCCCAUUUGUGGACCAAUUUUUCUCUUUGGGAUUGUUAGAAAAGCCACUUUUCCCAAGUGUCCUUUUGAACAAACUGCUGGUGUCGACCGUGUGUCGGCUGAUCGGGAAACCAAAACCAGACUCUGGGGUUGAAUGAUGGGAGACCCAUGCCCUUGUUGAGUAGCGAUUCUCCCCGUCUCGCCCUCCCCAGUGUGGGUUGUAUGUUCACACUUUGUACAGAUUGGGGUCCACUUGCAAUUCCCCCGGUUUUUGUUUUGUUGAAAAACUGUAAAACGAUUUAAAGAUGACAGUCUGCAACCAACUUUUACAGGGCGAGCCAUGGUCAACUCUAAGGACUUCAUCCGAGGGUCACCUUACGCUCUCCUUAAUGUCACGCACUUUACCUAGAACCGCAUGACCACAACUAUCUCCGAUUUUCCUAUCACUCUUCUCCCGUCUGUCCCGGGGGACAGACACUGUGAGCAGCUUUUGCACGGUGUAGAGAUGAUCCUAUAGGUAAAUGAUAAUAAAACUCUUUACACCCCA